This is a messenger RNA of Juglans regia (Persian walnut), 1575 nucleotides long. RefSeq names its product protein FAR1-RELATED SEQUENCE 1-like. The record is from RefSeq and is a predicted model, not a curated record. Gene Ontology annotation, biological process: regulation of DNA-templated transcription. Bases 1 to 1575 code for a protein of 524 amino acids. Lineage: Eukaryota; Viridiplantae; Streptophyta; Magnoliopsida; Fagales; Juglandaceae. Gene Ontology annotation, molecular function: zinc ion binding. The transcript is spliced from 4 exons.
AUGAAUGGUCGAGCGCCCAAAGCCAUCAUAAUCGAUCAAGACUGGGCAAUGAAGAAUGCAUUUGCGAUUGUAUUCCCAGAAACCCGCCAUAGAUAUUGUCUAUGGCAUAUAAUGCGUAAAUUUCCAGAAAAGUUAGGAUCUCACUUCCAAUUCAGUACAGGGUUGAAGACCUCUAUUCAAACUGCAUUGUAUGAUUCACAGACCUGCACGGAAUUUGAAGAGAUGUGGGGUGGACUUCUUGAUAAGUAUGAUCUCAGAGGCAAUAGUUGGCUCCAGUCCUUAUACGAGGAAAGGACCUUUUGGGUUCUAGUUUAUUUGAAGGAUGUCUUUUGGGCUGGUAUAAGCACGACACAACGGUCAGAAAGCAUGAAUGUUUUUUUCGACGGGUAUGUCUACUCCGGUACGACCUUGAAAGAAUUUGUGGAUCAAUUUGAUAAUGCACUAAGAAAGAAGGUGGAGGUUGAGACAACGACUGAUUUUAACUCCAUCAACCCAACGAUUCCUUGCGUUUCCCCUUUCAACUUUGAGAAGCAGUUUCAAAAGGUAUACACAAAUGCAAAGUUUAAAGAGUUCCAAAAGGAGUUGAUAGGCCUAAUGUGUUGUAAUUGCAUACUGGUAAGGAAGCAAGGGUGCAUUUUAACUUUCGAUAUCUUGGAUGAAAUAUCGAUUGAUGAAUGCACCAAGAUAGUCCAUUACACAAUUUACUUUAAGGAAGAUGAGUGUGAGUUAAAAUGCACGUGUGCAUUGUUUGAGAUGAGGGGAAUUCUAUGUAGGCAUGCACUAAAAGUUUUUCAGCUGAAGAGGAUUAAUGUGCUGCCAGAUAGAUAUGUCUUGGAUCGCUGGAGAAAGGACGAGAAGAAGAGAUACACAUUGAUUAAAAGUAGUUAUGAUGAUUUGAGGGCCAAUGGAGACGCACGGAGAUAUGAGAUGGAGGUUAAAAGAUGCAUAAAAUUGGCAACAAAAAUAUCCCCAAGUGAUGAGCGUGUUAAUACAUUCAUGCGAUACGUCAAUAACUUUUACUCAAAAUGUGAUGAUGUAACAUUUGGGUUGAAGGUCGAAUCAACGAAGGUCGGACCAAAUGUUGAGGCGGAUAAGGGUAAGAAGAUAUUAAGCCCCCACAUGGUCCGAGGGAAAGGAAAACCCCCAAGUAAGAGAAAGGUUCCGCCCGUAGAGAAGAUGGCAAGAAAGAGAAAUGCUUGCAGGAAAAUAUUCGUUGAUGAAACACAAUUGAGUGACACCCCGGGAUCUCAACACCACCAAUUUGAUGAUGGAGCUAGUGUUGAGGCACAAAACAACAUUGUCACACAAUCAAUGCCAUCAGGAAAUCAGGAGGUUGUCCUUGAUGGUAAGCAAAUCUCCUUAAUGACUUGCGGGGUUGUUGCCACAAAUGCUUACAUUAAAGGUAAUCCACUUAACUCUCAGUUUCUUAUGUUGGUGGAUACUUCAGAUGCUUUGGUUCGGCAAGCAACAAUGGCCUAUAAGUGUUUUCUGUUGAUGCAUGACAAGAAUAGACGAUUGAAGAGGCUCAAGCCCGGUGGGGAAGGGAUAUAUCUGUUGAGGAAUGUGGGAAGAUGA